GCGCGGGUAAAGGGGCUGCCUGGAGCGCGGUCCGAGCGUUCUGCCCUCGCACGCUGUCUCGCCUUACCUGCUCGCCGCCUGCCCCUCCCCCGCCCGCCGCCGUCACCCGGGAAACGGGCCGCGAUAGCCCGCUGACCCGAAGCUGGUUUCAUGGCAGCCGCGAAGAAAGCAGUUUUGGGGCCAUUGGUGGGGGCAGUGGACCAGGGCACCAGCUCAACGCGCUUUUUGGUUUUCAAUUCAAAAACAGCUGAACUACUUAGUCAUCAUCAAGUGGAAAUAAAACAAGAGUUUCCAAGAGAAGGAUGGGUGGAACAAGACCCUAAGGAGAUUCUGCAGUCUGUCUAUGAGUGUAUAGAGAAAACAUGUGAGAAACUUGGACAACUCAAUAUUGAUAUUUCCAACAUAAAAGCUAUUGGUGUCAGUAACCAGAGGGAAACCACUGUAGUCUGGGACAAGUUAACCGGAGAGCCUCUCUACAAUGCUGUGGCCGCUCCAGUCUCUCCUGGCCCUUCAGAUCCAGUUGCCGUUGUUCCCUCUGGCUCUUCAGUUCCAGCUGCUGGCACUUCCUCAGUGUGGCUUGAUCUGAGAACCCAGUCUACCGUUGAGAAUCUUAGUAAAAGAAUUCCAGGAAAUAAUAACUUUGUCAAGUCCAAGACAGGCCUUCCACUUAGCACUUACUUCAGUGCCGUGAAACUUCGUUGGCUCCUUGACAAUGUGAGGAAAGUUCAGAGGGCUGUUGAAGAAGAUAGAGCUCUUUUUGGGACCAUUGAUUCAUGGCUUAUUUGGAGUUUGACAGGAGGGGCCAAUGGAGGUGUCCAUUGUACAGAUGUAACAAAUGCAAGUAGGACAAUGCUUUUCAACAUUCAUUCUCUGGAAUGGGAUAAAGAGCUCUGCGAAUUUUUUGAAAUUCCGAUGAAAAUUCUUCCAAAUGUCCGGAGUUCUUCUGAGAUCUAUGGCCUAAUGAAAAUCUCUCAUAGCCUGAAAGCUGGGGCCUUGGAAGGUGUGCCAAUAUCUGGGUGUUUGGGGGACCAGUCUGCUGCAUUGGUGGGACAAAUGUGCUUCCAGGAUGGACAAGCCAAAAAUACGUAUGGAACAGGCUGUUUCUUACUAUGUAAUACAGGCCGCAAGUGUGUAUUUUCUGAGCAUGGCCUUCUGACCACAGUGGCUUACAAGCUUGGCAGAGACAAACCAGUGUAUUAUGCAUUGGAAGGUUCUGUAGCGAUAGCCGGUGCUGUUAUUCGUUGGCUAAGAGACAAUCUUGGAAUUAUACAGACCUCAGAGGAAAUUGAAAAACUUGCUAAAGAAGUAGGUACUUCUUACGGCUGCUAUUUCGUCCCCGCGUUCUCAGGGUUAUACGCACCUUACUGGGAGCCCAGUGCGAGAGGGAUCAUCUGUGGGCUCACUCAGUUCACCAAUAAAUGCCAUAUUGCUUUUGCUGCAUUGGAAGCUGUUUGUUUCCAAACCCGGGAGAUUUUGGAUGCCAUGAACCGCGACUGUGGAAUUCCGCUCAGUCAUUUGCAGGUAGACGGAGGAAUGACCAACAACAAAAUUCUUAUGCAGUUGCAAGCAGACAUUCUGUAUAUCCCAGUAGUGAAGCCCUCGAUGCCCGAAACAACCGCCCUGGGAGCUGCCAUGGCCGCAGGGGCCGCAGAAGGAGUUGGCGUUUGGAGUCUCGAACCCGAGGAUCUGUCCGCGGUCACAAUGGAGCGCUUUGAACCCCAGAUCAAUGCUGAGGAAAGUGAAAUUCGUUACUCUACAUGGAAGAAAGCUGUGAUGAAGUCAGUGGGUUGGGUUACAACUCAGUCUUCGGAAAGUGGUGACCCUAGUAUCUUCUGUAGUCUACCCUUGGGCUUUUUUAUAGUGAGUAGCAUGGUAAUGUUAAUCGGAGCAAGGUACAUCUCAGGUAUCCCAUAAAUGAUACCAACUCAUGGAUUCCAAAGAUGCAAGCUCUUUGCCUAAUGAGAGAAUCCAGCGAUUGUCUCUUAAUGUGAUGACACUAUUCGUAGACUCUGAUUUUAUUUAUAAGCCACUUGCUGCAUGACCCUCCAAGUAGACCUGUGGCUUGAAAUAAAGACAAUGCAGCAGAAAGAAUGCUAUAGAAACAUUUGGUGUGUUUUUUAACAUCAAGAGUUAAGAUUGGACCAGCCACCUUGGGGGCUGACCCCUCCUUUGCCAUCGCGUCCUGCCCCAUUCCCUCUGAGAUCUAGGAAGAAUUCAGGUCCUUCAUUGGAAUCUUUCAUCAGACACACUCAAACGCUGAUGGUCUAGGAUUUGACUCUCUGCACUGCACACACUUGACUAAGGGGUGAUUACUAACCAGCUAAAAAUGAGUGGCUUUUUGUUUCUCUUUAAUAGACCCUAAAAGUCCUCUUUUCUGCAUAUUAAGGAGACCACAACAUCUUCCCUGAAUGUUUAAAUGGACACCUCUACUAAAUCCUUAAAAUGGAAAUUUAGUACUCUCAAACUUAGAUAUUUUCCAGAAAGGUAUUUGCCAAAACUGAAAUUCGUCGGACAUUUUACAUGGUCUCACUAAUUCACUGAAUUGCUGUCUGGGUCUUCUAGGGAAGGACGCUUUUUCCUUUCUUUUUUCAUCUCUCCUUUUUAUAUUUUUCACUUUGUAUGUAUAACAUACAUGGCUAUAUAUAUAUUUUAUAUACUGAGGGCAACCCAUUUAUAAAUUAAGAGUACAUUUUACAUGACCUCACUAAUUACACUGAAUUUCUGUCUGGAUCUUACAGGGAAGAACCCUUUUUCUUUUCAUCUCUCCUUUUUAUAUUUCUUACUUUGUAUGUAUAACAUACAUGCCUAUAUAUUUUAUAUACAGAGGGUAGCCCGUUUAUAAAUUCAGAGCACAUUGUAUUCAGUAGGUUAUAAUGGAGCUGGUCUUAAGUGGACCACUAUGUGUAUAAAUAUUUUGGGGAAAACACUGUAUACAUUUUUGGGCAACGGUUAUGCAUAUUUACAAGGAGAAACUUUUUCUUAAAGAGCCAGCAUUUAAAGCUUAAGUAUAUGUUCCAUGUCAAUAAAAGAAAAUGUACUUUAUUGUGACUUCAACUAUAUCUCUUAUACCUUAUCUUUUUAUUUAAUUGUUUUAGCUGGAUAUAUGUCUUUAAAAAAAAGGAAAAAGACAAAACUGUGGAAUACUAUGGUAAAUAUUGUUUUCAAACAAGCACUAGUCCAUAUAAAGUUGUCUUCCUUUGACAUAAUUUAGACAUAUUAGGGAUUUUUUUGAGGGAAUAGCAAAAAAGGUUAAACACUUAAGUAGAAGAAAACCUUAGGAAUAAAGCCAAGAAUCUCUUUCUAUCCAAAUACGUUAUUAAUUGCUGGUAAGCAAGUAUAAUUUCUAUUUGGGAUCACAGAGAAUUAUGUCCACUUACUGUUCUAGUACAACUGAAGAAAGGUUUGCAAUUAGAAAUGGCUUCCAGUGAAACCAAGAAUUUCUCAAAAUGGUUAGUAUUACAUGUUAUAAAAACCUACCUAAUCUAGCACUUAAUGUCAAUUUUUUUAAAUCUUAAAAUUAAUUUCUGUUUACUACAAGUAAGAAAAUACUGCCUCCUAAUAUUUUCUUCAACCAGGGCUGACAAUGGAAAAUAUUUAUAUAUUAGUAUAAAAGGUGUUGUUUUGUCUGGAAUUAAUGGUAGCUUGCAUUUGCAAUUCUGAUUGUGCUGUUCCUAAAUUAUUCAGUCUACUUGGGUUUUAUUGAUGCAGCUGCUGCUUGUGUGACAAAAAUAUUAUAGAAAGGUACUGUGAAAUUAUUACUUUGUGUUGAGGGUACUUUUAAACAUAAUUAUGUUUCUACAAAAGUAGGUUGAGUUAAUUGUAAAUAAUUGUUAAAUCACUGUUCAAAAUAAUUUUAAGAUUCCAUUAAUUUUCUAUAAAUUGCGAUAUUUAUAAAUGUUUGAAACUGUGCACAUUGGUAUUUAAUGAUAAAUUGACUUAAAAUAAAUUGACCCCUCAUUCUUA
Messenger RNA from Zalophus californianus (California sea lion), 3963 nucleotides. RefSeq names its product glycerol kinase (gene GK). The record is from RefSeq and is a predicted model, not a curated record. The coding region runs from base 151 to 1914 and encodes 587 amino acids. Gene Ontology annotation, molecular function: glycerol kinase activity. The transcript is spliced from 22 exons. Gene Ontology annotation, biological process: glycerol metabolic process; glycerol-3-phosphate biosynthetic process; triglyceride metabolic process. Gene Ontology annotation, cellular component: mitochondrion. Lineage: Eukaryota; Metazoa; Chordata; Mammalia; Carnivora; Otariidae.